AUGUCUUCAAUCCGAUCCCUAGAAGUUCUCCGCAGAUUCACCAGCUGUGAUAUUGGUGAUGCUCUCGUGAAGUUGAAGUAUCCCAAUGGCGGAUUCCUAGAUGGAAUCCGUCUCUUCUCUCCCGAUUCUAGCACACGUAUAUUCGGCUCAGCCAUCACGGUCAAGAUGGUCAAGUCUGAUGAUUCGUCAGCGCCGUCACUUGAGAAGCAUUUUGUGGAUCACAACGAAGAAGGGCGUAUCAUGUACAUCCAGCAGCCCAAAGGUCUGCCGUCGGCUUGCUGGGGCGGUCUCAUGUCAACGAGGGCUCAGUAUCUCGGUGCAAAGGGGGUCGUUAUCGACGGGCGCAUGCGGGAUAUCAACGAACACAAAGAGAUGAAGUUUCCUGUCUUUGCCCAGGGCCAGUCGAUUCUGGGCUCAAACACUUUCACUCGGGCAUCUCAAGUCAAUAUCCCGCUCCAGUUCAAAGACGACCUUUGGGUCAACCCCGGUGACAUUCUAGUGGGUGAUGCUGAUGGUGUCGUUGUGGUCCCUCCCUCCCUCAUUGAACGCGUCAAUGAGAUAUGUGAGGAGCGAGCUGAAGUUGACGACAAAAUGUUCAAAGCCCUUCGUAGUGGGGAGGCAAUGGGGCACUUGAUCAAAACCGUUCGAAAGAAUAAAUAG
Clonostachys rhizophaga is the source of this 660-nucleotide messenger RNA. The record is from the annotation of a GenBank genome assembly. Lineage: Eukaryota; Fungi; Ascomycota; Sordariomycetes; Hypocreales; Bionectriaceae.